Molecule: messenger RNA, 3088 nt
Organism: Misgurnus anguillicaudatus (oriental weatherfish)
Lineage: Eukaryota; Metazoa; Chordata; Actinopteri; Cypriniformes; Cobitidae
Source: RefSeq, a predicted model, not a curated record
GAAAAGACUAAUCAAGAGUGUAAUGCAAAUCAGUAAAGUGUGGAAUAUGUUUUGUGCCAAAAGACAAAAAUUAAAGGAGUAUGAUGGUGGCACUGCUGCCAGCACAAAGGCCAGAGCCCAGGCCAUCAAAACGUGCAGAGCAGAGAGCGAGCAGCUGGCAGGAAAUGUCCUUUAUAGUCCUGCCCAUCAGCUGCUAUCAGAUGGACCGAGAAACGACAACUCCCCCUUCAGCCUGGGAGGAGAAAGACGGCCAAACAAAUUAGGUCAAAAAUAGAGUGAGCACCCCAGCACAGCAAAACCGGGCAUGACAUCACUCCCCCCACAAGACAGAGUCCCAACCACGACUCUGUAAAAACUACUUCCUACUCAUUUCACCAAAUCCCAAAACCCAAUAAAUCCAUAUACAACAUAGGUAAAACACCUUACCAUUUUUCUUUUAUUCAUUUACUUUUGAAACCAAUUACCCCGAAAAACAAAUGUUGGACUAUACCAAACUCAUUACCUUCCCAUACACUCAAUACAACAGCCACCACAAGUAGUGACUAAACUGACACCCCCAACACUGGACACAACUGAUGCUAGAUCACAUGACAAAGACAACAUGGGGAAUGUAGUGUGUCUGGAUUUCUUUCAUACUACACAUAAAGAACAUACUGUGACUAUCACACACAUGCAACCUAACAUUUGACACAAUUUCCAAAUUAACCUUAACCAACUUGUGAGAAAUCAUUUGUGUUUUUAUGCAUGUGAACAUGUAAACAUUAAAUAUUGUCUGGAGAACAAAAAUCCAGUCCAUCUGACACCUGAUUCAGAUCUUACAGUCUCUAGUAAUGAGCUGAUGAGUUAAAUCAAAGGUGUCAGAUGAGUGAAACUUGAAAAAAUGUGCAGCACUACAGGACUGAACUGACAUUCACUGCUGUUUAUUUACCCCAAUUACAUCAAAACACACAGAGAAUACAUUUAAUACAAACACUCAAUAUGCAGACCUACAAUAUUAGAUAAAACAAUGAUGCUACAUUUAAUGGAAAUCUUUAACAUUUUGUGGAUGAUGUAAAAAACUAGGGGUAAAACCAGUACUGAUUACCAGGGCCCCAAAGGAAGAGAGGGCCCUUGAAAAGUCUGAAAUAUAUUAUGGGGUGGGGCAUGGGGGCCCAUCAGGACUGCCUAUGCAUAGGGCCCGAGAUCUUGUGCAACGCCCCUGGUUACACCGACUGUAACAAAACCUGUUUUGCACACAACUAUUAAACACAUAACCAGGAAACUUAUUCAGCUGUACAUUUCAUAGAAAAAAAACUUUUCAAGCGAGUGACUUUCUGUCUGUCUGUAUUAGUGAAAUAAAUAUGGCAGAAGCUCAUGUUUUUCAGGACAAGUUCAGCUGUUCAGUGUGUUUGGAUCUCCUGAAGGAUCCAGUGACCAUUCCCUGUGGACACAGUUACUGUAUGAGCUGUAUUACAAACUACUGGGAGCAGAAUGAUCAGAUGGGAAUCUACAGCUGCCCUCAAUGCAGACAAACCUUCACACCAAGACCUGUUUUAUAUAAAAAUGUGAUGAUUGCUGAGAUGGUGGAGGAACUGAAGAAGACAAAACUUCAGACUGCUGUUCCUGCUGACUCUUAUGCUGAAGCUGGAGAUGUGGAGUGUGACGCCUGUACUGAGAGAAAAUACAAAGCUGUCAAGUCCUGUCUGGAGUGUCUGAAGUCUUACUGUCAAAAUCAUCUUAAACAACAUGAGAAUCUCUUCAAUGACAGGAGGCAUCAUUUGAUGAAUCCCACCAGACAACUUCAUGAGAUGAUCUGCUCAAAACAUAAUAAACAACUAGAAAUCUACUGUCACACCGACAAGCACUACAUUUGUUAUCUGUGUACGAUGGACGAACAUAAAAACCAUGAUACUGUGACAGCUGUAGCAGAAAGAACUGAGAAACAGAGAGUUUUGAUAGAGAGACAGAUAAAAUUACAUCAGAUAAUUGAGGAGAGAGAGAAGGAGCUUCAGGAGCUGAGAGAGGCUGUGGACUCUCAUGCGCGCUCUGCACAGACAGCAGUGGAGGACAGUGAGAGGAUCUUUACUGAACUGAUCCGAUCCAUUGAGAGAAGACGAUCUGAGGUGACGCAACUGAUCAGAGAUCAGGAAAAGACUGCAGUGAGUCGAGCUGAAGGAGUCAUGAAGCGUCUGGAGGAGGAGAUUGAUGAUCUGAAGAGGAGAGACGCUGAACUGAAGCAGUUUUCACAUACAGACAAUCACAUCUAUUUCCUACAGGGUUUUCAGUCUUUGUCUGCAGCUCUUGAGUUUUCAGUCUCACAGAGAUUUACUCUCAGCUCUCUUCUCUCUUUUGAUGAUGUGAGAAAAUCUCUCUCUCAACUGAAAGACAAACUGGAGGAUUUCUGUAGAGAGGAGAUAGAGAAGAUAUCUGAUGAAGGUAAAGUAGCAGAUAUUCUUAUUUCUGGUGAAUUGAAGAGUAGGGAGGAUUUCUUACAAUAUUUCAAGCAGUUCACACUGGAUUCAAACACAGUUAAUACAUUCAUUCAGCUGUCUGAUGGGAACAGAACGGCUACUCGCACUUACACAGACCAUCAGUAUCCUGAUCAUCCAGACAGAUUUGAUCUCUGGCAUCAGGUGUUGUGUAGAGAGAGUUUGUGUGGACCCUGUUACUGGGAGAUUGAGUGGAGUGGUGUGGUGUUUAUAUCAGUGUCAUAUAAGAGCAUCAGCAGGAAGGGAAGGGGUGAUGAGUGUUUGUUUGGAUGUAAUGAUCAGUCCUGGAGUUUGUGCUGCAGUGACUCCAGCUGCACAUUCAUUCACAAUAACAAACACACUGAUCUCCCUGUAGUGUUGAGCUCCUGUAGAAUAGGAGUGUAUGUGGAUCACAGUAAAGGAUCUCUGUCCUUCUACAGCAUCUCUGAUACAAUGAACUUCAUACACAGAGUCAACACCACAUUCACUAAACCACUUUAUCCUGGGUUUCGGAUCAAUCCAGGUUCAGUUAAUUUGUGUAAUCCAGCAGUGUAGAUGACAUUAAGAUUCUCUAACUAAUACUGUAAACUUAAUAUAUUCAUUGAAUCCCUUUACCCUUGGCCAUUUUGAUUGUAAGGGUU